AGUAUAACAGUCUGUUUUAGUCUCUCUCUCUCUCUCUCUCUCUCUCUCUCUCUCUCUCCUACGCGGUUUCAACUCUCUCCCAAAUCCCAAUUGUUAAUCGUUCGCAAUCGCUGCUUUCAAUUGUCAUGUAUCGGAGCUUCUUCAUCCAUUUUAAUCGAUCAAAAUUCUCCAAGAAUUAAUCGUUUUGAGGUCUGAAACUAGAGCUCGUGUUUCUUUGUAUGGGUUCAAGCAGUUUCAGAAAGGCAAUUGGUGUGGUUAAAGACCAAACAAGCAUAAGCAUAGCCAAGGUUUCUGGUAAUAUCGCAAGGGAUGUUGAGGUGCUUAUAGUAAAGGCAACAGCCCACAACAAUGAACCACCUGAAGAGAAAUACACAAGGGAGAUCCUUAACCUUACAUUUUACUCUUCAAGUUACGUAAAUGCCUGCAUUUGCACUAUUUCUAAACGAUUGAGUAAAACACAUGAUUGGAUUGUGGCAUUGAAGGUCUUGAUGCUUAUACACAGGUUGUUAGAUGAUGGGGAGCCUGGAUUUGGUGAGGAAAUGAUUCAUAUGAACCGAAACAGGACAAGGGUUUUGAACAUGUCUGAUUUUCAUGAUGAGGUUCACUCAAAUUCAUGGGAGCAUUCAGGCCAACUGGGGAUGCGAAAAGUACUAGGAUUGUGCUUAUUGCACUACACCUUGUUUUGAAGGAAAGUUUUAGGGUUUAUGCUGAUGCAUGUGAAAUGAUUGAAGUUUUGCUUCAAGGAUUUUCAGAAAUGGAGUAUGAUAUUGGUGUGAAGGUUUUUGAUCAAUUUGUUUAUGCAGCUAAAAUGAGCGAUGAACUUGUGGUGUUUUAUAACUGGUGUGAGGAAAUAGGUGUUGUUAGAUCAUCUGAGUUCCCAAAUGUACAAAAGAUUACAGAUAAAAUUUUGGGUUCACUAGAGACAUUUUUAAGUGAAAGAAAGAUUGCGUAUGAUAAUGGAAAAAUAGAUGAAAUAAAGGCAGUUCCUCUUCCUCCACCGGAAAGUCACAACCCACCACCACCUGCCGCCAUGCUAACUGGAGACCUUCUGAAUCUAAAGGAUGAUGGUAAUGGGAGAUUACAAUCACGAGAAGACCCUUUUGCAGCAUCACUCAGAGUUUUACCUCCUUUAUACAUGUGGAAGCAAUAUGGAUGA
Lactuca saligna is the source of this 1156-nucleotide messenger RNA. NCBI's taxonomy places the organism in Eukaryota, Viridiplantae, Streptophyta, Magnoliopsida, Asterales, Asteraceae. The record is from the annotation of a GenBank genome assembly.